Molecule: messenger RNA, 924 nt
Organism: Thyridium curvatum
Lineage: Eukaryota; Fungi; Ascomycota; Sordariomycetes; Thyridiales; Thyridiaceae
Exons: 2
Coding region: 1-924 (307 amino acids)
Biological process (GO): regulation of transcription by RNA polymerase II
Cellular component (GO): core mediator complex; mediator complex
Molecular function (GO): transcription coactivator activity
Source: RefSeq, a predicted model, not a curated record
AUGGGCAACAAGAACGAGCCGCCCCUGGACGAGAUCCAGUGGCACAACCCGGCCAUCCUCGCCGAGAUGCAGGGCAUCCACUCCAACUCGGUGCUCUACUACUUCGCCGGCAGCCCCUUCUUCGACCCGACCUCCAACAACGCCGUCGUCGUCAACCAGGCCAUGUUCAACCAGGCCAUGCGCAACGUCCUCGGCACGCGCGAGGCCUUCGAGGCCCACCUGCGCAGCAUGUCCGGCCUCGAGUACGUCGUCGCCCAGGAGCCCGCCGAGAUGGGGCCCGGCAUGGGCACGGGCGUCUGGGUCAUCCGCAAGCAGACGCGGCGCAAGCGCAACGAGCCCGGCGUCGAGGACGACAUCACGGUGCACGCCGACUACUUUGUCGUCGGGGAGAACAUAUACCAGGCGCCCACGCUGGGCGAUAUACUGAGUGCAAAAAUCGCCUCAUUAUCCUCUGCAGUCGGAAAGAUCUUCCCAGCGGCAAGCAGCAUCCAGCAGUGGUCGCCUGCCCAAGGGCACGUGUACAAACAGCCCACAGCUAGCACAUCGCUCCGCACCAAGGGCCUGGAGUCCAAGGAAGGAACGCCCAUGCCGGAGAGCAUCACAAAGGCACUCGAGAAGACGUCCAAGUCGGCGCCGGACAGCCGCCUCGCGGAGGACUCGCUCAUGAUCCACCUGAGAUACGGCGGCGAGUACAUGGACGAGAACCCGAUCACGGGCAAGCCGGGGGAGUUCCACCUGUCGUCUACCGGCAGAAAAGACAAGAUCCCGCCGCCAAUGGCCGGCAAACCGAACGGCCUCAAGCCCGCAUCAGAAGCCAGCCCUCUGACCAAGGACGCGAAAGCAGACAAGAAUGGGAAAUCGGCAACUGCUCCGCCGAAACCCAAGCGUAGGAAGAGCAAGGGAGGCACGGUGACACCGUCGUGA